UGCCGUCAUAACAUUGCCGACUACUUAUAAGUCGAGAGCUGAAGAAUUAAACAAAAUCUUUGUUGUAGAAAAAAAAAAUCAAUUUUCUUCGUCGAAAAAAAAAUUGAAAUUUCGGUUCGAAAAAAACGUUAAAAAGAAGUAGAUUUUCCAGCGGAUCAAAUAAUGAAUAGUCAACUGAUUUGUAGAAAAUCAAUAAAUGAAUUCAUCUGUGAAAUAAUAAAAGAACAUGAGCCAGACGUUGAAAUUCUUCAAAUGAAUGAAGAACCUGGAACUGGAAGAGGUGACAAUUACACGUCGAUGUUGUAUCGCCUACGCUUGAAUGGACGAAAGCGUUUGAAGUCUGGUGAUUGUGUCCCCUGGGAGACUGCAAUUAUUUACAAAGUCCUGCCUGAGUCCCAAGCACAUCGCGAGUAUUAUAAGAGUGAGCUAUUGUUCAGAAAUGAAGUUGCUUUUUACAACCACGUGUGGCCAGCAUUUGAAGAGUUACAGAAGGAUGGAAGAGGAGUUUUUGGUGGAGUGGCUAAGGUUUUCAUUGCUCAAUCGGAUCUUAUUGCUAUGGAAGAUUUGAAGAGAAAAGGGUAUGUGAUGGCUGACAGGAGGAAGGGACUAGGGAUCGAUAGAUUGAAGCUCGUGCUUAAGGCUUUGGCAGGGUUCCAUGCAUUGAGUUUGACCCUUCGUGACUUGAGACCCGAAAUUUUUGAUCGUCUCAGUAAUGAAUCAAAUCCGGAGGGAAUUCGAGAGGGAUUCUUCCGAAUUGAAAAUGAGGAAUGGUAUCGUCAAUAUUACCGCGUUGCCUUUAAAAAUGCUAUUUCAAUGGUUUCUGAAGCACUACCACCUGAGGAUGAAAGCAGACGAGAUGAUAUUAUGGGAAAACUGAAAGCAUUUCUUCAGGAGGAUGUUUUCUUUCGUAGAAUGUGCGAGCUAGCAUCCACUCGUGGACCACUCACGGUGUUUUGUCAUGGGGAUUGCUGGACAAACAAUUUUUUGUUCUGUGAUCAACUGGCGAGUAAUGCUGAACCGGUUUACCUUGUGGAUUUCCAAUUAACGCGCGUCGGCUCACUGGCACUGGAUUUAGUGAAUCUCCUCUACCUCUGCACUUCUGCUGAAGUUCGGCGGACCCAAAUGACUUCUCUUCUGCGUCAUUAUCAUUCAAAUCUAAUGUCUGCACUCAAUACUUUGAAUACUGGCAACGAGGACAAGGAUUCUUCAGUAAUGUGGGAUUUGCUGAAUGAUGAAAUGCGAAGAUGUGCACGUUUCGGUUUAGGUUUGGCAAUUGACAUGAUUCCAAUAACUACAUGCGACAGUAAUCAAGCGCCUGAUUUAUACGAAGGGGAGUGUGACGGUAAUGAGGAGGGUCACGGUAUUCGCGCCCCGCCACUUGGAGGUACCCAAUGUGCCAGACUCAUGACUGACCUCGUUUUGGAAUUCAUUCACGAAUCUGCCCUUUAACUCUUCCAGUUAAACUGAUUGAUUUGAAAAAUGUAGUGUUAAAUGCCUUUGGAACGUUUUCUUUUACCAGCGUCAUGUGACCAAAGUUCUAUACUAAUCUCCAGCCUUUAUAUACAUAAGAAACAAAAUCCAUUAGGGGAAUUCAGGAGAAGUGUGAAGAUUAGAUCAGGAUUCAGGCUUUUAUGUCUCACAGGAUUUUUUGCAAAUUCGCGAGGGUUUCUCUCAUUUUUACUCACAUUCCCUCCAUUCAAUUUUCUUCAUAAUUUGCAUUGUAUUUAUCAUAUGUCAUGUAAUUAUUCUGAAUUUUCACAAAUUUGACUCAAUGUAAGAGAUGGCGAGAAAAAUUGGAUUUCAAUAAUAAUUUCGAUUAUGGGGUAAACGAAAUAGUCAUGAAAGAAACGUUCAUUUGCAACUGAGGAAUUCGUCUGUAUAUCUUUAAUUGUCAAAGGUCGCAAUAUUCAGAAAAAUUCAAAAUAUGUGUACAAGUAAUUAAUUUCAUCUAAAUUAACCAAAAAAAUUCGAGAUUUAUAAAAAGAAAACAUUUUUUUUCCAUUUCUUUCAUUACCACUAAAUUACUAUCUUUGUAUUCAAUACUUGAAACUGGAAAAAAUGAAGAAAGAAAAGGAGAUAGAAAAGAAUAGACCCUAAGCACUAUCCAUUAAAUCUUUGACUUAACACUCAGAGUCAAAGGUAAAUUCAAAGUUGGAAAUUUUCAAAAAUUAUUUGUCACAGUACACAUGCUUCACAUGAAAAAACGCACAGACAAAAAACGAUGAUUAAACUGAACAAGAAAUCUUCCCUUGAAACGUCCUCUGAUCAUUAUCCAACCUGUAGUAUAAAAUUGCACCUAAUGUACCAGUUGCAAAAAAACCGUGACAAAUAUUCCUCGAAAAUCCUUGAAAAUACGCAAAGAAAACUCCAAUGAGACUUCACCACAAAUGGACCAAUACCCAGAAAAAAUAAGAGACUAUUUAGAGUCCACCCACACUUUUUAUAACUGAAUUUGAGAAGAGAAUCAAUAAAAGCUAUCUUCAUGGUCUUAAAAAGUCUCAUGCCCACAAUAUCUUUCCCUCCUCUCCCUCGUCA
Molecule: messenger RNA, 2535 nt
Organism: Diachasma alloeum
Lineage: Eukaryota; Metazoa; Arthropoda; Insecta; Hymenoptera; Braconidae
Exons: 4
Coding region: 163-1449 (428 amino acids)
Source: RefSeq, a predicted model, not a curated record